This is a messenger RNA of Phlebotomus argentipes, 2113 nucleotides long. RefSeq names its product ras-related protein Rab-40C (gene Rab40). Bases 635 to 1480 code for a protein of 281 amino acids. Gene Ontology annotation, molecular function: GTP binding; GTPase activity. Gene Ontology annotation, cellular component: plasma membrane; synaptic vesicle; endosome. Gene Ontology annotation, biological process: intracellular signal transduction; protein localization to plasma membrane. The transcript is spliced from 2 exons. Lineage: Eukaryota; Metazoa; Arthropoda; Insecta; Diptera; Psychodidae. The record is from RefSeq and is a predicted model, not a curated record.
UAGAGAAAGUGGUGUAGAAAAGGACUGCAAUUUCGCAUUAAUUCCUUGAUUGUUUCUAGAAUUUGAGAAAUUGUCGUACGCAAUGAACGCUGCUCGGGCUGAUUAGUGUUGCAAUGGAGAUAAAAUUGAGUGAAAAUCAUUAUUUUGCGACGCAAGUUUGAAGAAUUUCACAAUGUUCAGGACGUGUCGUAAAUUAAGCAGUGAGAAUACCAGUCAUGUCUGGCAUUUUAGAGUGUGAUUUUUAGUGCGAAAUUACAGAGUUUUGUUGCAAAAUCAGGAGAAAUACAGUGGUAUUUGCGACAGCAUCACGGGUAAGGGAUAGUGCAGUGUGUCCGGAAGAUUGUGGGGUGGAAAUUGAGCCGGCAGGCGUGGUGGAAAGACUCGGCAGAAGCGCCCGAAGCUUCUCACACACUUGGACCAACACUUUGGGUCCUUCUCGUGCGACUGCUGCGCAAAAUAGACGCAAAUCCCGGGCAGUGGCGAAGGCACAUUGCGUGAAAAUUACCUGGGAGCGCCGAUGUGAGGCCCAAUAGAUGGAUAGAAGUGAUCGCGGAACGCGAGAGGCGGCAUUCUAGUGCGGAAAGAAGUGGCUAUCCUUGACAGACACUCUCACCAGUUCCACUUCGCCAGUCGCAUGGAACAAGUGAGAAUGGCCAAGGAUUACGAUUAUCUGCUGAAAGUGCUCCUGGUCGGCGACAGCGAUGUGGGCAAGCACGAGAUCAUCUCUGGCCUGGAGGAUGGCUCCUCCGAGAGUCCUUUCUGCAGCGGCAGCGGUGAGUUUCCGGGCGCGGCGCGCCUUUCUCCGCGACACUGGACGUCUUCUCAUUCUAUCGCCUUUGCAGCCUACAAGACCACCACGAUACUGCUGGAUGGCAAGCGCGUGAAGCUGCAGCUGUGGGAGACGUCCGGACAGGGCAGAUUCUCCACCAUCAUCCGGUCGUACUCGCGCGGCGCCCAGGGCAUCAUUCUCGUGUACGACAUCACGAACAAGUGGAGCUUCGACGGCAUCGGGCGCUGGCUGAAGGAGGUGGAGGAGCACGCGCCCGGAGUGCCCAAGGUGCUCGUGGGCAACCGCCUCCACCUGGCCUUCAAGCGCCAGGUGGCGGCGAAACAGGCGGAGCUGUACGCGUCGCGCCACAAGAUGGCCUGCUUCGAGAUCUCGCCGCUCUGCGACUUCAACAUCCGCGAGUCCUUCUGCGAGCUGGCCAGGAUGGCGCUCCACCGGAACGGGAUGGAGAGGAUUUGGAGAUCCAACAAAGUGCUCUCUCUUCAGGAAUUGUGCUGCCGAACCAUCGUGCGACGGACUUCCGUGUACGCAAUUGAUACUCUACCUCUGCCGCCGACUGUCAAGUCGCACCUCAAGUCGUACGCGCUCACGUCUUCGCAGUGCAUCAACACGCUGACGAACAACUCCAAGAAUCGGCGCGUGAAGACGCCCACGCAGACCAACAGUACAAGGAACAGCUGCUGCAUAUCCUGAGGUGUUCAGGAGGCGCGCAGGAUUGCGGCGCUAGCAAGUGUGCGAUAAGAAAAAAAAAACUGAUGAUUUGAUAACGGAAUGUGAGAUAAUAAGAAUAGCACUCUGUCUGCUCAAAAUGUUGGUUUUCCCUCGGCUUUUGAAAGAGGGCUGCAGAAGAGAGUAUAUUUUUGUAUGAUUAGCUAUUAAAAAAAAAAGAGCAGGAAAUGAAAUUGAUUUGUUUGAUGAUGCAGAAGAAGAAGAAGAUGAAAAAAUGUGUGUCGUAAAUGAUAAGCAAAAAAAAAACUAACCCUUGAAAUCCCAUUUAAGAGGAUUGAAAAAAAAAUAAAAAUUAUACUUUCAUUGCGUAUUGUUAAUUUAUUAUCACUUGUGAUGUUUAUUUUUAUAAAUUUCAUUUAGCUUUUAAGGAGAAGAAGAGAAGAAGAGGAAGAAUUCGUAUAGAAUUGUAUUUCAUCAUAAAUAUUCUUGUGUAGUUUUUCUCUCUCUUUUUUUUGUACUAUAUAUAUAUAUAUACAAAUAUUAUAUUGAACUCUGAAUCUUAGAAAUUAAGAGUCCUCUUUCUCAGCAUAUUUAUGAGGAUGAUUUUUUAGCUGUAUAUUUCACUUUGUAACAUUAUUGGAAUAUUAAAAAGAAAAA